Molecule: messenger RNA, 1528 nt
Organism: Zophobas morio
Lineage: Eukaryota; Metazoa; Arthropoda; Insecta; Coleoptera; Tenebrionidae
Product: inositol oxygenase
Exons: 5
Coding region: 95-979 (294 amino acids)
Biological process (GO): inositol catabolic process
Cellular component (GO): cytoplasm
Molecular function (GO): iron ion binding; inositol oxygenase activity
Source: RefSeq, a predicted model, not a curated record
ACCGGAUUUAAAUAAAUGGAUUUAAAGCACCAUCCGGUCAAUCGAUUUGUGAAGUUACAAGUGAAGUUUUCAAAAUUUUCUCCUCUCGCACAAAAUGAGUGUGAUUAUUGAAAGUAGUCCGGUUAAAGUAAUCGAUCCUUCCGAACUGUUGCGUCCGGAACCAGCCUUCGCAAAAAAACCAGUUGCGCAAUUCCGCGAUUACUCCAUCGAUGAAAAUGAUCCCAUCAAAGAAAGAGUGAGGAAAACAUACAAGGAAAUGCAUACACAUCAAACUGUCGCCUUUGUUCAAGAAAAAAUAGAUUCCUGGACAAAAUUCAAUCAUUUUAAGUCCACAAUUAAGGACGCCUUAAUACGUCUAAAUGAUUUGGUUGACGAAAGUGACCCAGAUGUUGACCUCCCCAACAUCGUCCACGCAUUUCAAACGGCUGAAAGAAUCAGAAGAGAUUAUCCAACCCAGGACUGGUUCCAUCUAACUGGAUUAAUCCACGACUUGGGAAAAGUCAUGGCUUUUUAUGGUGAACCUCAGUGGGCUGUCGUGGGCGAUACCUUCGUUGUUGGGUGCGAAUGGGACAACGAUAUUGUUUACAGGGACACGUCGUUUGUUGACAACGUUGAUGGAAACAAUCCCAAAUACAAUACCAAAUAUGGAAUGUAUAAACCCAACUGCGGUUUGGAGAAGUUGUUAUUAUCUUGGGGUCACGACGAAUACUUGUAUAGAGUGUUGUUACACAACAAAUCCACUUUACCCAAAGAAGCUUUGUACAUGAUCAGGUUCCACAGUUUUUACCCGUGGCAUUCUGCUGGUAAUUAUCAGCAUUUAACUACCAAGGAGGACGAAGAGGAGGUGAAGAAAUGGGUUUUGACUUUUAAUCAAUACGAUCUAUACACUAAAAGCACUGAAAUCCCAGAUAUUGAAAAAUUAUGGCCAUAUUAUGAAAAAUUGAUUGACAAGUACAUACCAGGUAUCUUGGAGUGGUAAUCAUAAAAAAUAUAUCAGUGUAAUACAGAUUUAAUAAAAAUAUUCUACUCUGAACAAUAAUAAUAUUUUAAAUAUGCUUAAUGUUUUUCUAUAAACAUUUCCCAUUAUUUUAUAUAUUGUGUGUGUCCACAAUGAUUAGUCUUAUUAUUCCUACAGACAAAUAAGUCACGCUGGAGUUGAGUCGUCUGGCAAAUCAGCCGUUCGAUUUUCAAUUAUGCUAUCUUCUUCCACAUUUCGAUACCGCAGACGGACAAAAAGAGCGCGAACUUUUACAAAAACUAAAGUGCAUGUAAUUCCAUUGUACAGACACAUUCCAUACAGCAACGCCACGAAUCCCAAUAGCUGAAAAUUUACGGGUUUUACCAAAAUAUUAUUGCAAGCGUUGUAUGUACCUGAAGCCAGUGGAAUUUUUGUCCCAUAAACAUUAAACUCACAAUCCAGAUAAUAAUCGUACGAACACUGUCCAGGACCAUUCUAGUCGUUGCUGAUAUUUCUUUGGUUACACUGAUGCCGGCAAAAUUAAAGAAUGCUAUGGAUAUGAUUGUACCU